Coffea arabica (coffee) is the source of this 1110-nucleotide messenger RNA. The record is from RefSeq and is a predicted model, not a curated record. Lineage: Eukaryota; Viridiplantae; Streptophyta; Magnoliopsida; Gentianales; Rubiaceae.
AUGGGGCCUUUGAUCCGAUUUCUCAGUCAGGGAGAGCUUCCCGAGGACCGAGUUGAGUCAAGAAAGCUUCAACGUAAAGCAAUUCGGUACACCCUCCAACAAAAUCUCUUAUACAAAAGGUCGUACCUCAAUCCGUGGCUGCGGUGUAUCACGCCAGAAAAAGGCGAGAGAAUCCUCCAAGACAUACACGAGGGACUUUGUGGUGCUCACGUCGGUUACAGGAUGCUCAUUAAAAAAGCUCUGUUACUUGGGUAUUUCUGGCCCACCAAGAGGGUAGAUGCCCAAGUCAUGGUCCUUAGCUGUCCUUCUUGUCAGCACCACGCCCCUGAACACCACCAGCUGACUAAUCUUAUGAUUCCCAUCACCUCGCCGUGGCCGUUCGAGCAAUGGAAAACUGACAUAAUCGGCCCAUUCCCUAGAGCCCCAGGCAACUAUGCCUACGUGGUGGUGGCGGUAGAUUACUUCACCAAAUGGGUCGAGGCAGAGCAUCUGAGAAGUAUCACUAGAACAGCGGUUCAAAAAUUCUUCUGGAAGAGCGUGGUUUGUCGCUUCGACCUACCCCGGGUGGUCAUCUCAGAUAACAGCAGACAGUUCGUGGAUAAUUCUUUUAAAGCAUGGUGCGAAAACCUUAGAAUCGAACAGCAUUUCACCUCGAUUGGACACCCCCAGGCCAAUGGACAGGCCGAAAAUUUCAACCGCACUCUCCUUCAUGGGCUCAAGACCAGGCUUCACCGGGCUGGAUUAUCCUGGAAGGAAGAGUUUCCCAAUGUGUUGUGGUCCUACCAGACCACCCCGAGGUCGGCAACCCAAGAGAUCCCGUUCUCUUUAACGUAUGGUUCCGAAGCUGUCGUCCCAACGGAAUUCAUUACCCCGAGUCCACGAAUGGCGGCAUAUAUCGCCGAAGUCAACGAAAAAGAACGGCAAGUUGACCUCGACCUCGCCGAGGAGAAACGUGAUAUGGUUGCAGCCAAAGUCGCUCUUUAUAAGAAUAUCCAAACUGGCUACUAUAACGCUCGAGUCAGACACUUGCGGUUCAAUCCGAAAGACCUUGUGUUCCGGAAGAAUUCGAUCAGUCGAGCUGAACCUCAGGGUAAACUGAACCCCAAAUGA